AUUUUCGUGACACUUGGCACAGUCGUUAGAAGUGGUCCGCUCCUCAGCGUAGCAGCGAUGGAAGGUUUAGACACUCGGAAGGUUUUAUUUUUUGGAUUCUAACAUCGCUGGCCAUCCCUUGUCUCCAGGUGCCAGCACGUGCCGUGUGGAUGGAAGACCCACAAACGGAAUGGCCGUGAACUUCGAAGCCUGGAGCGAACCCGGAGAAGACAUGCAUGUCUGAAGAUCGUCUGCCCGGCCGGGAUAUGUUUCAGGACAGCAUUAUGUUUGAUUCAUCAGAUGAAGAGGCGCCAGGGCUUUCUGCAGCUGCCCCACCAACACAGCCACUGAAGAUUGAUUGGCUCAACAUGUCAUUCAUGGACUGUCCUCAAAGCGUAGCUCUCAGUGGUUUACCUGGAUGUCGUUUCAGAAAUAUUUGGCAGAACCUUGCCAGAGACUUAGAUGGAAAGUUGACAUUUCAAGGAGGGAAGAACAGCUCAAGUCAUAUUCUUCAAGACAGUGCCUCCCAUCUAUGGAACAAAAUUGAAUAUUUCGGCAUCACAGAUGUUGUAAUGCUGAUGACGAAAGGGGAACUUAGAAAGUACAGAGUUCCAAACCUAAUGAAUGAAUACGAAAUGAGAGGUUUGACAGUCCACCAUUUCCCGUUUUUGGAUGGAACAGCACCACCUGUUGAAACUGUCGUAGAUAUUAUCGAUUUAGUACGGCAAGCUUUGGAGGCCAAGCGAAAAAUCUUAAUUCACUGUAUUGGUGGCCUUGGCCGAGCAUGUGUCAUUGCAUCCUGCCUUCUCCAGUAUUUCAACAAUUCCUUAACCCCAGAUCAAACCAUUUGUCACAUAAGGGAUCUCAGAGGAGCAAGGGCAGUUCAAACUGUAAAGCAAUACAACUUUAUUCAAGAGUUCCGAGCACUUUUUGAGGCAUGGAUGGAUGAGGACAUAGAUCGGUCAGUAUCUCGCUGACCAAGGACUUCAUAGAGUAACCAAAGAUUUUAGUGCAAUUUUGUGUAAUUCCACUUUCAGCUGGAGAACCUAAGUCAUUGUUAUCAACAAGUCUUGCAGGACUGAAGUUGACGGCAUUAAUGUUUUACUAUAAAGUAAUUUCUUAAAUACAGGAAUAACCACCUUAGUCAUUGUACAGUAGAAUAAGAUAAGAAGCUUAUACAUUUGUUACAUAAAGGAAAGUACAGCAUUUAAUGCAAAACAUGUGCUGUGGUGGGGUUCUAGAGCAACCAGAGGAAAUUACUGCUGUAUACAUAUCUUAAUUUUUAAGUUGGAGUUUUUAAUCAUUAAUCAUCCAAAAGCUGUACCCUUCAGUGAGUUGUGUGCAUUUUAUUUUGAAGUUCUAGUUAGACAUAUAUAUACUUUGUACCAAUGCUGGUUUGAUCGUGUCAAAAAUUUUGCCAUCAUUACAUCCUCAGAAUAUUCCUGUAUCUUCAUCUUAAUAAUGCAAGCUUGCACUCUUCUGAAUAAUCCCUGGCCUUCCUAAACAUUUAGAAUCUUUCAUCAUAUAAGUACAUACUAUCUCUUGCAGCAGACAGUUUUUACCGUUGCAUCAAAAAUUAAAGAACCGACCGUAGUAUGUUGUUACAAAAAGUGUAAUCAAUUUAAAUCUUUCAGGCUUUGCCACCAUACACAAGAAAUAAUUUUUAACCUGUGAACUGAAAUACUCUUUGCUUCAGAAUUUUUUUUACAUAAUUUAACCAUCCAUGCUAGAUGGAACUUGUCUGGUAAACGAAUAGAAAAUCAUUACAAGUGGUAAUUUAUUUGCUUAGGGCCAAAACUAAAUUGAUACCCUAAUUUAGUUUUUACUUUUAUCAUUUAUUUCUGAAUUAAAUUACAAUAUCAGUCUUAUGUUUAUAAUGAGGUGUGGGCCAAAAAUUAGGAUAAAUAUAAACCAGAAAAAAUUUGUGUUUUUAUCAAAACAGACUUUUGAUCAGAUGGUGGAAUUAAGAAACUAAUGCUAAAGCAUUCAGAAUGAAAGAAAUACAGUACGUAAUUUGCUUCGCAUAUUAAUGAAAUAUCUCCUUUUAUUACAUAUGUGUAACAAAUUUAAUGCUGUUACUGUUACAUAAGCAAACAGUUCAACAUUCAUAUCUUCUAACUUGAAAAUUACUGUCCCAUUCAAUUGCAUGUGAUUGGAUUCAUUAGCUACUACAAGAUUCAGAUACUUGUACAGUACAUUACUUAUGGCAUCAAUUUUAUAUCCAAAUCUUUUACUCAUUUACUACUUGAAGAAAUUGACUCUUGCUCAGUUUUCUAUAAAGUGGGAAAAGAAAACUUUUUCCUCCCGCAGGCCACAUAUCGAUAAACUUCUUCCUUAACCUGUAUUUCCCAUGUUUAUACAGAAUGCUGAUAAGAAUAAUUCCCAGGAGUAAUUGACAAGUGCAUCAGUUGGAAAGAGUGAAAAGAACUUCAAGAAUUUCACCUCUUUUCUUGAAGAUUUACAAGCUUUUUUAAAUAUCAUUUGCAGAGUUUCAAUGAACUUGGGAUUUGCCAUGGAAUUUCUCAGCUAUAUUUUGUUUGAAAGUUAUUUCAGCUUAAAUAUGUCAAGUCACUGUACUUCUUGAGCACUGUACACUUAUCACUGACAGUUGGUUCAUCCAUUGAAAAUUAACUUGGCAGUGUUUUUCGCUUGUUUUAAGGAUUCUGCCAUUGAAAGUAACCUUAACAGCCUUGUGUGCAUGUUUUGUGAACCUAGUAGUAUAGGACUGUACUUUACAUACAUUUGUAAAAACUGUUAAUAUUGUAAAGAUGUAAAGUAUUAUUGCUUUUUUAUUGAUACAAUUAUUGCCCCAUAUAUUGUAUUGUUCCCAUAGUACUAUGUACUUAUCAUUGCACAAUAGUUUAAGAUAUUGAUUGAUUUACAUUGUUAUUUAUUUUAAAAUGAAUAUGAUAAGUACACAUUGUCUAGAUUGUGAAGACCCCACCGAGUCUCUAGUUUAAUUAGUUAGUUGCAGUUUUAUGUGGCUGUCUUGCAUCACUCAAACAAACUCCUCUGGUAAAACAGCAUUUUUUUUUCUUUUUUUGCGGGGGAGGCAGCAAUAUGAUGUUCUUGUCCAUGAUUUAACUGUUACUUAUCAUGCUUAAUGUAAAGAUAUUUCAUGAUGCCCUCAUCCCCAAACACUGACAUAACAUGAUACUGUUUGUAUGGUAAAAUGUGUUGCAGUUGUUCCAAAAUAGGGUAUGACCCCUAGAUUUUAAUCGUAAUUUAAAAUUUGAAAGUCAUCCUGUGCCUUAUACCUAGUAGCUGUAAAUAUCAUUGACACCUCUUUCAGCUUCAUAGUUUUCAACUCUUGCUCAAAUACUUGCUAUCCUUUGUUAUACUGAGACUCAUUAAUCAUAAUUAGCCUCAUUUUAUGUAAAAAUGAACCCAGCUACCACCAUCUUAGAAGAAAGACUACACGUACACCCCUCAUGCCCAGCUUAUAGUCUGCUCACUACCGACAACAUAUCUUUCUUCUCUGCAACUCCAUCAAAGGUUUGCAGUGCAUUUAAAGUGGGCACUGAGUCCUAACCUCUUGUUGUGCUUUCUUAUAUAUGUUUAUAUUUUUAUUAUUUGCUCUUUCACAUGUGCAUUUUCUAAAUGUUCUUAUAUUUAUUCUACUUCCCUUUGGUAUUUAGAGUGUAAGGAUUCGCUGAGUUUUUCUUUUCACACUUUUAUGCUUCAGUUGAUGUCAUUCUUAUCAUAUAGCCACCAUGUCCAUAUGAGUACGUACACUAUUUCACUUUUGAUAUUCAUAAGUUCCGUUUUAAUUUACUUUGUCUACUGGCUAGUAUUUCCAGUUCUAUAGCUCAACAUUCGUAGCACAUAUACUAUUUAUCUUCAGGUUGCCUAUAGAUGAAUGGGCUCUUAACAGCAGCAGAACUUUUUGUGGUUGUUCGUCAUUUGGCUCUUGCAGUUCCUUGGGCUCUCGUGCAAUUCCUCAGACUUUCAGGAACUUUUAAGUCACUUCUUGAUGGCAACCAUUUUGGCUUCACUAGUUGAUUUUGGGCUGCUGUUGGCUACAGUUAGCUCUAAAGCUCUUAACAGAUUGGGGCCACUUGAGUAAUUCAUCAAGGAAUGUCUUUCCUACCCUCUUGCUUACAUCCAUCCUUUGUUUGAGUCCCCAAAAUCAAACUCUCUCAAUACUUUUCUUAUGCGUUAUCCACAGUUUCCUGGUUGCUCAUAGAGGCCCUCACCCAGCUGAGAAGCAUCACCUUUGUGGUUCAAUGUCCUCAUCUCCUCUGCUGUAUAACCCUACCAGGAGGUGUGUUUUCCACGAAGUACCUGCCCAUAUACCUCAGGUGUUUUGUGCAUGCACAUUCUGCUGUUAUGUCUUCCAUUGCACCUUAGAUUUCAGCCUUUAUUGUUGGCUAUACUGUCUGCCGUCAACAGGAAAUGGACUCCUUCUAUCUGAAUUUUCUUCUCCAGAGAUUCUUGUGUUUCAUCAUCCUAAACUACAAUUCAGGCUAAUUACAAUAGCAGUGGGUUUUUGUAUAGGAAACUGUUUCCAAACAAGUUUUAAUUCAGACCCAUUAGUCAUAACCUUCUGUGGCCCCCCUCCUUUUCCUUCAUUGUUCCAGAAUGCAAAUUCAAAUGGAAGAAUGAGGGAUGCUGUAAGCUGGUCAUGCAUGGUACAACCGUUAUUUCAGCUCUUCAGGUCAUGGUAAAUGGUUUCAUUUUUUGUGGCAUAGGUUAAUUAUGAUUAAUGGGUUUCAUAUUUAAAAACUUGUUUUGCUUUUAAAACUUAGUACAUUAUUUGAUUUCAGUACUUUCAUCACAAUAAUAACUUCCUCCAGGCUUAAUGAAAGUCUUUUUGAGCCUGAUGCAAUGAUCCUUAAGGAUAGUCAUAAUUUAAUACUAACCUGUUGAAUACAUUUGUACUGAAUUUCCUUAGGUUUGUUUAUUAUUCUGUACAGUUUCUGCUUGGCAGUCUUAAGUUGUUAUCUAGCCCUUCUUGUCACAGUUUUCGUCUUUGUAACUGGUCAUGAUGGUGAAGCUGAUGAUUGAAUUGAGUAGAAAUGUUUGAAACUGGUACUGAGAUUGGGAACAUUCUGUAAGCAGCCUGCUUGCCAAGUCAUAUGAAAAGCUUUAAGGUAUCAGUGUUAGAUAAAUUAUUUGAAAGCAGCAGUUGAGGAUGGGUCUUCCUUUUGUGCAGUAAAUGGCAUUAGCUUUAUCAAUUACCCAGAACCCUUUAGACGAGACCACUUGGCUGAAAAGACUUAUAGUUUCCUAAGAACAGAAUAAUUGCAGACAUGUUUAUAAAUUCUUCAACUGAAUGUUAUCACCUAAAUAUCAUUUUUAAAGUCCCUUCUUUUCAGUUUCUUUGAUCUGUCUCCACUGGUUUUAUUGUUUGCUGUUGUAAAUUUUGUAAUUUUAUCAGUUCACUAUAGUAUUGAAAUAGAGAAAGUGCCUUUCAUGUAAGUUGUCCUUCUGACAGGUCUUAAUGUAUUUAGAAGAGAAGGUUACAUCGCAAAAUGUGUGAUCAGUCUGAAGUUGUAGUCUAGGUAAAGACCAUUGUCGGAUUUUUUAGUCAUAACCCACAUUCAUGAAUCUUGGAUGCAUUUCCUCAUGACAGAAGUAUGAUAGUUUCAAUAGAGUAGUGUUUGACCGGAUAUUUAUAUCAUGAUAUUUUGCAAAAACUCGGUUCCAUUUUAGCAUAUAAUGUCAGUCUUCAGAGAUAUUUAACCACUCAGUGCCAUGCAAAUUAAAAUGUCUUUAAUAAAUGAUCUCAAGUUUUUUGUUGGAAUAUUCACUUCUGACAAGAAAUUAAAUGGUCAAAUGAGAAAUGUCAUGAGAUUUGCAAGGACAGCCACAAACAUGAAUUGAGAGAGAAACACUUUCUAAACCAAAAGAAAAUGAAACUGAACUGUAUACCAGUCAUGUAGAAUGUGUCAUAAUAGUUGCACAGUUAUGAUAAAAAAUUAGUUGCCAAAGAGAUUACACAAUUAGAAAUGGUUCAUUUUUCAUUAUUGUAGCUUUAUUUGAGUUACUUUCCUACUAAUUUUUAUUUAUUUUUAUAUAUUCAACCUAUGAAAAUAUACUUUGUGUGUUUAUGAUAUGUACAUGUUGCUCAAUGUUGUAUUAACAAUGCACAGCAUAUGUGUAGCUUCCCGUAGGUCACUUGUUUUAUGUAUGAAGCAUUAGAUUAUUGUGGAGAUAAGCACACACAGCUCAUAUCUUUACAAAAGUAAAACCUUCCGUUCUUUCUUUCCUUGCCAUUUUUUUUUUUCAUGAGCUUGUUCACUAUCAAUCCCAGACUUUUGUAAAGGUAAAUUUAUCAAUAAAAUUUGUCAGUUUCUUAA
Molecule: messenger RNA, 6281 nt
Organism: Macrobrachium nipponense
Lineage: Eukaryota; Metazoa; Arthropoda; Malacostraca; Decapoda; Palaemonidae
Product: cyclin-dependent kinase inhibitor 3-like
Exons: 8
Coding region: 216-956 (246 amino acids)
Biological process (GO): dephosphorylation
Molecular function (GO): protein tyrosine phosphatase activity
Source: RefSeq, a predicted model, not a curated record